GUCUGUGUGUCUGCCAAAGUUGGUUACUAUAAAAGAAGGUUGCAAGAGUUUGCUGUUAUUUACGACUAUAUUUUCAGAUUUCGAGUCGACUCAACCAUAUAUGAGACUGGUCAUCGCUGGCGAUAGAUCCACAUUCAUAGUAUUACAAUGAUGUAGUUGCCGAUUUGUGUUGAUUUGUGUAGCAAAGAAUGUUUCAUACAUGCCAUGAUUUUGUAGAGAGAUUUCACCAUUGUUCCACAUGUUCAGUGUUUUAUAACAGAGACUGAGUAGCCAUCAUGUCAUUGUAUGAUGGAUUGGGGCUAGAUACAGGCCCCAAGAAGGAAGACACACCUGAUGCAAAGAAAUCCGAUCUUGCUGGUUGGUCAACUGGUAUACGGUUAAUGCAGUCUCAGUUGAGGAUAAAGAAAGCAGCUCUCACUGAGGCACAACGUAGAAUACGUCACACCACUCUACCACCUGUGGUGGAUUUAAAGAAAAGUAAUGAAGAAAAAAGUGACUUUAUGCCACCUCCUCAGCUUGUGUACAGUAAACCACCCAAGCCGCCUGUUGUUGAAGAAGAGGUUCAAUUCUCUAAGCCCUCCCCCUUUAUAACUGGAGGAGAACAAUCAUACCCUGAUGCCAAUGACGAGUACAAUCCAUUAUGGCCAAAUGAAUAUGAGAAAAUUAUAAAAGCCAAGCGGGAACGAAGACAAAAAGAGCGAGAACUUGAAAGACAAUCCAGAGACGUGGAAGACAGAGACAGUGGCAGGAGGAGAGAGAAAGACCGUGACAGAGAUCGGGAUCGCGAUAGAGAAAGGGGUAGGGAUCGUGACAGAGAUCGAAACAGAGACAGAAGAGAUAGGGAUCAAGAUAGACACAGAGAUUUGGAGAUGGAUUUUAGAGACAGAUCACCAAAGGGAUUUUCAAGAAAACCAGACAGUGAAGACGAAUAUGACUUUGAAGAACGUGACAAGGCACGAGAACGAAGACGCUCAGGUUUACCAUCACAUGGAGCAGCCAUAGCACCACCAGCUUCACUAAUACAAGAAGAUUUUCAAGCAAAUAAUGACAACGAAGACAGAUUUAUACCUCCAAGUAAACCAUUACUUGAAAGACCAAAACCAUUAGCACCAAAAUCAUUAGUACCGAGUUAUGAUGCUGAUCCAGAGAGAGCUACGACACCACCACCUGGUAGUUCAUUUGGAAAUAUGUCACCCCCUCCUCCUUCCAUUGUUAGCCCUAUAGAACCACCACGACCACAACAAGUCAGUACAUUCCAAGCACCUAUAGGCUUAGGUGCUGGGUCAGUUGCAGCCAAAAUUAUGGCUAAAUAUGGUUUUAAAGAAGGCCAAGGUCUAGGAAAAUCAGAACAGGGCAUGAGUUCUGCGUUACAAGUCGAGAAAACGAGUAAAAGAGGUGGCAAAAUUAUCGCUGGUGACAAACCUGUUAUGCCAGUAGAACCUCUUCCACCACCGCCACCACCGCCUCAAUCAGCUGAUCAAAUGGGUCCACCAAAAUCACAAAUAGCUGCAACAGCACUCACGGAAGCAAUGAGAAAUCCUAGUAAAGUUGUACUACUCAGAAAUAUGGUUGGUCCUGGUGAAGUGGACGAUGAUCUAGAACCAGAAACAGCUGAAGAAUGUACUAAAUAUGGUAAAGUAACAAGAGUUCUUAUAUUUGAGAUUCCUGGAGGAGCACCAGAUGAAGCAGUGAGAAUAUUUGUGGAAUUUGAAAGAUUAGAAUCUGCCAUCAAAGCUGUGGUGGAUCUUAAUGGAAGAUAUUUUGGAGGACGGACUGUAAAAGCAGGCUUCUUUGAUCCUGAUAGAUUCAAAAGAUAUGAUUUGGCUCCAAGCUAAGAGGCGUGUGGGUGAUAUACAAUUUGCUCAGCAGAGAUUUAAAAUAAACAAUAACUUGUGAAUUCCUAGUUGGAUGGACUGUGGAAAGAGAUGAUCCAGUAUGGAAGACAUUCAUCAUCACUUCAUUACACAUGCAAAUUUCAAGUUGUUGCAUCAUUAAUCAUUUUACGCUACUGCCACCGUUCCUAAAGACUUUUUCCAAGACUGUGUAGUCAUACGCAGGAAUCGUGCAUACCCAAAUUCAUCAAAAUGCAGUGUGUACGUAAAAUUAUAUAUAUAUAUCAUAUUGGGCAGUUUCCUUCACUUUCAAAUUUACUGUAUUGAAAAAAAAAGGAUGUUGUGAUAUUAAAACUAAAAUGAUUUGUAAAGUAAU
Molecule: messenger RNA, 2208 nt
Organism: Saccoglossus kowalevskii
Lineage: Eukaryota; Metazoa; Hemichordata; Enteropneusta; Harrimaniidae
Product: splicing factor 45-like
Biological process (GO): alternative mRNA splicing, via spliceosome; mRNA cis splicing, via spliceosome
Cellular component (GO): precatalytic spliceosome
Molecular function (GO): RNA binding
Source: RefSeq, a predicted model, not a curated record